UUACAUGAUUAGGAGUUCUUCUUUGAGUUCCCUUUUGAGAACUCUUAGGAGUAAUGUGCACAUAGAAUCAAAGUAUCUUGAGCUUCUAUUAUCCGAACCAUGAAGGCAAUAGGUCUCUUUUUUAUUCUGGCACUUUUCAUCCAGUUUGAAGAUGUAACCAGUCAAGUUAAAUACCAGGAGGGCAUGUGCUGGCAAUUCCAACAAUUAUUCAUCAAUGGGAAUUUAUACUGCAACAGAGACAUUGACCCUAUUAUUGGCCCUGAAGGCAAGACCCAUACCAAUAAGUGUGUCAUGUGCCGAGAACUCUUGAGAAAAAGAGGAAUAGCUGGCAGUAAUGGAAGUAGCUGGUCUAAAGAUUCUUCUUCUGGAGUGGAUGAAAGUUGCCGUGAAUAUUGGCCUUACUUCAUUAAAGGGGGUUUUUUCUGCACCAGAGAGCUUAACCCAGUUCAUGAUGCUUCAGGCAAACAAUACAACAAUAACUGCAUGAUGUGCCUACAGCAGUUCAAAAAUGGAGGUAAGAUGAAUUCUCUUGAACAGAGACAGCCACAAUAUGGAAACAAUGAGAGGUUUGAUAAUUGCUAUGAAUAUCGGUCACAGAUCGGGCCAAAUGGAGAACUCACUUGUACACGUGAGAAUGAUCCAGUACGUGAUGAUUCUGGCCGGACUCACAGCAACAAGUGCAUCAUGUGUGCAGAGCAAUUCAAAAAAGAAGCAAGACAAGGCAAGAUUUUGGGUGGAAGUGGAAAAGGACAACCAAGCCCAUAUUCAAAUAGCAACAGAGCUACUCAAGGGAAGCAAGGAAACCUAAAUGAGAGAAAUUGCAAUCAGCAGGAUGGUUUGACUCAACCCAAUGUGGGAUAUAACUCCUGCACAGGAGAGAAGAUUGCACAUGGUGAUUACAGAACAAGUACCAAUUGUGGAGGGUCAGGAGACUCUUCAUAUAGUGCAGAUUGUCGAAAAGAUCUUUUAAGAAACAGAAAGAAAACUGGCGCUACCAUUGACAGCAAGCUGAACUGCAUUAUAAUUCUAGCCAACCUUAAAAAGAACAAGACUUCCUGCCAGGCUUUGUGGUCUCCUGUUUGUGGCACCGAUGCAAAAACAUACAGCAAUAAAUGUUUCCUGUGCUUAGCAAUUAUGAAUGCCACACAUAUCCCUGCAAUAAAGCAUGAAGGUGAAUGUACAGAAGUCAUUCAUGAAACGGUUGAUUGCAGCAAGUAUCCCCAAACCAGAGGACAAGUCCUUUGCAAACUGAUCCCUCCAGAGGUUUGCGGCACUGAUGGUGUGACAUAUAAGAAUGAAUGUGUGCUCUGCAAUCAAAUUCUGAAAACUAAAUCUGAGAUUGGCAUACAGAAUAUAGGACCAUGCCCCAAGAGGAAACUGUGAAGAACUGACAUUCCACAAAACAGUCAUAUCUCAAGUGGUCUUCAUCCUAUUUUUAAAGAGUAUGACAAGCUUACAGGAAAAGGACAAUAACCAUUACAUUGGGUGGAAAUGGGAAGACAUUGUCCAAAGUCAAAGUUCAAAUUAUCAGAUCUACUCAUCCAGUCAUUGAUUUCAUUCUCAUGAUCACCAUAGACUUGCUUGAAUAUUUUCUCUCAUAAAUAAAUCUCACUAUUCAUAUUCAAUUAAAUAAAGAAAGAAGCUCUC
This is a messenger RNA of Pantherophis guttatus, 1647 nucleotides long. It is a transcript of the gene SPINK5, whose product is annotated as serine peptidase inhibitor Kazal type 5. Gene Ontology annotation, molecular function: protein binding. Lineage: Eukaryota; Metazoa; Chordata; Lepidosauria; Squamata; Colubridae. The record is from RefSeq and is a predicted model, not a curated record.